Messenger RNA from Tachyglossus aculeatus (Australian echidna), 5116 nucleotides. It is a transcript of the gene VWA5B2, whose product is annotated as von Willebrand factor A domain containing 5B2. The record is from RefSeq and is a predicted model, not a curated record. Lineage: Eukaryota; Metazoa; Chordata; Mammalia; Monotremata; Tachyglossidae.
GCGAUGCCUCCGGCCUGCCCAUCACCCCGGGUACCAGGGGCUAAAUCCGGGAUUGGGAGGCGGCGGACAGCGGCCCACCCACCCCCUUCCCACUAGAGCCCCUGCCCCUCCUGCUCCAGACACCCCAUCCCCAUCCGUUACCCCAAGGGGCUCUUCUUCCCCAGCCCCUCUGCCCCCUCGCCCGGGCUGACGAGGCUGGACCGUCGGGGAGCGGGCACCAUGCCAGGCCUGUACCGCCCGUCUAACUGGACCCCGCUGCCUCUCCUGGAUUCCUGGGUCCGGGCCCGUGCCAACGGCCCGUGCCUGGGCCUCAAGGCCCGGCUCACUUACCGCAACCCGGAGCCAAAGCCCGUGGAAGGGGUCUUUGUGUACCCGCUAGCGGAGGCCGAGGUGGUGUCCGGCUUCGAGGCCGAGGUGGCCGGUGGGUCAAGAGUCUCUUUCGAGGUGCGGAGCCGCCGGCCCGAGGAGCCCUGCUGCCAGGGGUUGAGCCCAGGACUCGGCCUCCCUCGCCGCUGCCCCCAGGGACACCUGGUUCUUGACCCCGGGCAGGCCCGCUCCACGCUGGUGCUGCCCCUGGGCUUCAUCGCAGCGGAUGGGACCGUCACUGUGACCCUACGGAGCAGCCGGGAGCUGCCCACCCGGCCCGAUGGGGCACUGUGCGUGGCCUUGCCCUCUGUGCUCACCCCCCUGGCACCCCCUGGCUCCCCUGAGCCCACCAGGGCCCCUGGGCUCUGUGACGACAGCCCCACCAGCUGUUUCGGGACGGGCAGCCCCCAGGCCGAAGGGCCCGGCCCCGAGGGCCCAGCAGGCCCCAGGGAUGUGUUCUCCGGUCCCGCCCGCUGCCCGGGCCCCUACGCCUUCUCCUUCGAGAUGCUGGUCACUGGGCCGUGCCUACUAGCCGGUGUGGAGAGCCCGUCCCACGCGCUGCGAGCAGACGCCCCCCCCCGCGCCAGCUCCGCCGCCACCAUCUGCAUCACCCUGGCCGAGGCCCACCCUUGCGACCGGGGCCUGGAGAUCCUCCUGCACCCCAGCGAGCCCCACCGGCCACACUUGCUCCUGGAGGCGGGCGGGCUGAGCGCCGCCGAGUACGAGGCCCGCCUGCGGGACCGGGGGGACUUCCAACGCCUCCUCCGGGCCGACGGCCACGGCGACCGCCAGCUGUGGUUCCUUCAGCGGCGCUUCCACAAAGACAUCCUUUUUAACCCGGUGAUGGUGCUCAGCUUCUGCCCGGACCUCGGGUCGGCACCCCCGGACCCCUGCGCCGCCACCAGAGAAGUUCUCUUCCUGCUGGACCGCACCGGAGCCGCGUACAAGGACGCCCUUCUCCUGGCCGUGAAGUCUCUCCCUUCGCAGACGCUCAUCAACGUCGCGUCUUUCGGCUCCUCCGUCCAGGCCGUGUUCCCCCGCAGCCUCCCCUGCAGCGAUGACACGGUGCGGCGGGCCUGGGAUGGCAUCGAGGCGCUGCAGGCCGGGCCGGGGGACCCCGACGUGUCGGCCGCGCUGCGCUGGGGCCUGGGGCGUCCAGGACAGAGGGGUCACCCCCGCCAGCUCUUCCUGCUCACGGCCGCCGCUCCUCCCGCCGCCGCCACGCGUCGCGCCUUGGACCUCGUGCGCCAGCGAGGAGGCGAGGCCAGGUGCUUCUGCUUCGGGCUGGGCCCCGCAUGCCCCCGGCUGCUCCGCGGUCUGGCCGCUCUCACUCGGGGCCGCGCUUACUUCUUGGACCCCGGAAAGAGGCUGCAGCCCAUGCUGGUCCCGGCCCUGAGGACGGCGCUGGAGCCGGCGCUGAGCGACGUCGCCGUGGACUGGUUCGUGCCCGACGCCGUGGAGGCGCUUCUCACACCCCGACAGAUCCCCGCCUUGUACCCCGGGGACCGGCUCCUCGGAUACUGCGUCCUCUUCCGUGUGGACGGAUUCCGCCCCCGUCCAGCCCGGGCCCGGGAGCCCGCCUGGAGUAGCCCGGCCCGGAGUUGGGACGGGUCGGUGUUCCCGUCCCCGGAGGAGGAGCCCUCGGCCACCAGCCCGGGGUCGGGGCCCACGGGGGUCACCAGCACAGCGUCGACGGGGCCGUCGGGCCGAGGAGGAGGCGGCGGCGCGGGAGACUCGGAAACUGGUGAGCGUGGUUUUCGGGGGGCGGGGGUGGAGGAGCCCGAGGAGGGCCGUCCAGUCCAGUCCAGCCCGUGUGUCCCGCCAGGCACGGACGUCCCCUCGGACCCGGCCACGGACCCCGGGCUUGACCCUCCGCCGGAUCUGGCCGUCUGGCGUCGGAUCUUCCAGUCGUCUUACAUCCGGGAGCAGUACGUGCUGACCCGCUGCUCCGCCAGCCCCGAACCCAGCUCCAGCGGCGGGAGCGAGUCCUCGGGGUCUCAGGGUGCCCCGUCCCCCGAGGACCGCGCGCCCGCCGCGCCGCCGUCCCAGCAGGGCCGCCGCAGCCUGGCCCCGGGGGACACCCGCUCCUGCCCUCUGACCCUGACCCCCACCGCCCCGCCGGCCCCCGCCGCCCCGGCCUCGGCCCCGGCCCUGGGCGCGGAGGUGGCGCGGAGGCCGGAGCGGGAGGCCGGCCGGCCGCCUCAGCCGGGGAGCAGCUUCUCUCCUACCCGGGGAGAGCCGGAGCCCGCGCCCCACGGCCGCCGCCGUCGAAGGAACCGGUCCGGCGCGGGGACAGCGGAAGGCCUGGGCUCGGAACCGGGGCUGCCGUCGAGCAGCCUGGACGACUCGGAGACCCUCCUGUCUUCCGAUCCUCUGGAGUGGGACACGCUGGUGGAGCCCCCGUUCCCGCUGGCCGCGGAGGAGGAGGAGGAAGAGGCCCCGGCCGCCCCGGGCCCGCGUUGCCAUGUGGUCAUCCGGGCGCUGCAAAGCGGGCGGCCCGUCUUUUGGGAGGCGGGGGCCGGGCUGGAGGAGCUGCUGGGGCCCGGACGCCCGUCGGCCGGAGGGGACCCGUGGGACCAAGCCCUGCACCGGCUGACCGCGGCCUCGGUGGUCAGGGACAACGAACAGCUGGCCCUAAGGGGAGCAGCGGGCCGGAGCGGGGCCCACCACGGCCCCUCCAGGAAGUUCCGCCUCCGCGCCCUGCAGACCAGCAAGGCCAGCGCCGCCGCCUCUCUGUUCACCUGCCUGGUGCCCGUGGACGCCGGCACCCACGAGGCGCUGCCCGCAGGGCUGCGAGUGCGAAUCGUGGAGCCCCCGGACGAACCCGUCGCAGACUCCCCAAUCCCUGAGGCUUCGUUGGACGCCACCGAUCGCCCCAAGGGUAGUGCCCUCAGCCCCUUCCCCCCCCAAACUGGUUCUUCCCCACCGCCCCCUGGUCCUCUUCCUCCUCUUCUUCCUCCUCCUCCUCCUCCUCCUCUUCCUCCUCUUCCUCCCAGGAUCGGUUUGGGACAGCGACUCCGCGGUUGUCCGGAUGAACCGGAGCGGGCCGGGGGCCGCGGCGACCCCGACUAUCUGCCUCUGGUGCGGCAGCAGGAGUCCGGGGGCUCCUUCCGGCUGGACGGGCCGUUCUGCGCCGCCUUGCGGAUCUCCCCGGAACGGCUCCGGCGGGCCUCGCCCUUCGCCCCCCGACACCGCCACCACGACGCCACCGCCCGAGGACACGACCACCACGAUGGGAAGGGGCACGGCCCCGCCCCCACAGACUACGCCCCCUACGGGCCGGGCCCCGCCCCCAGCGCCGCAGAUCACGCCCACGACGGGAAGGACCACGCCCCCUACGGGCCGGGCCCCGCCCCUCGCACCGCAGAUCACGCCCCCUACGGGCCCCGCCAAGCCCACGCCGGCUCAGGCCCCGCCCCCAGCUUCACGGGCUACGUCCCCUACGGGCCACCCCACGCCCCCAACCCCGCAGACCCCGCCCCCUACGGGCCGGGCCACGCCUACGACGGCCGAAACCACGCCCGCGACGGCUCGGGCUCCGCCCCCAGCCCCACGGGUCACGCCCCCUACGGGCCGGGCCUUGCCUCCGGCGCCGCAGACCACGCCCCCAAGGGGCCGGGCCACGCCCCUCGCACCGCAGACGACGCUCUCUACAGGCCAGGCCACGCCCACAUCGGCUCAGGCCACGCCCCCCGCGCCGCAGACCACGCCCCCUACGGACUGGGCCACGACGGCUUGGGCUCCGCCCCCAGCUUCACGGACUACGCCCCCUACGGGCCGGGCCACGCCUCCAUCACCGCCGACCACGCCCACGACAGGAAGGGCCACGCCCCCAACACCGCAGACCACGCCCCCUAUGGGCCGGGCCACGCCCCAAGCGCCUCCGACCACACCCACGACGGGCAGGGCCACGCCCCCAACACCACAGACCACUCCCCUUACGGGCCGGGCCACGCCUCCAGCGACGCAGACCACGCCCCCUGCAGGCCACACCACGCCCAUGACGUAUCAGGCCCCGCCCCCAGCUUCGCAGACCACGCCCCCUACGGGCCGGGCCACACCUCCAGCCCCACAGACCACGCCCCCUAUAGGCCCGGCCACGCCCCCAGCGCCACAGACCACGCCCCCUCCUGGCCGGGCCACACCCCUGCUGUCCAGGAGCACGCCCCCUGCUGGCCAGGCCCCGCCCCUGCCGCCUCCAACAGCCCCGCGGCCCCCGGCGGAGCGGUCAGCGGUCCGGCCCCGGAGGAGGGGACCCCCCAGGAGGGGCCCCCCGAGGACCUGCGGGGCCGCAGCUGGGCCACCGCGGUGGCCCUGUCCUGGCUGGAGCACCGCUGUGCGGCGGCCUUGGGCGAGUGGGAGCUGGCGGCGGCCAAGGCGGACGGGUGGCUGCGGGCCCAGCGCCUCCCCGACGGGCUGGGCCCGGCCGCCCUCAAGGCGGCCGCCCGCAGCCUCUUCCUGCUCCUGCGCCGCCGGGACCCGAACCUCCGGCCGCCCCCGCUCGGCUCCAGUCCCGCCGACGGGGGGCCGAUUCCGGGGGACCUCGAGCCCCGAGAGUCCAGCCCCCUCCGUCCUCCUGAAACCCACCGCCCACCUUCUCCCUCUUCAGCCUCGUCCAAUCACACCACCGGUGGCUUUUAUUGAGCACUCACCGCGUGCGGAGCGCCGGACGGGAGUCCGGCGGAUCGCAGAAAGGGCCUGGCUCCCCCCCUCCCGCCCGAGCUCGCGCUCUCGUCCACCCCGCCCUCUC